AUGGAGGGCGCGCGGGGCUUCGGCGACGAGGAGGAGCGCCGCUGCGAUGCCAUCCGCAUCUCCAUGUGCCAGAACCUGGGCUACAACCUCACCAAGAUGCCCAACUUGCUCUUGUUGCUGCUGCUGCUGCUGGCCACGGCCCUGCAGGGCGCGCGGGGCUUCGGCGACGAGGAGGAGCGCCGCUGCGAUGCCAUCCGCAUCUCCAUGUGCCAGAACCUGGGCUACAACCUCACCAAGAUGCCCAACUUGGUCGGGCACGACCUGCAGACGGACGCCGAACUGCAGCUCACCACCUUCACCCCCCUCAUCCAGUACGGCUGCUCCAGCCAGCUGCAGUUUUUCCUGUGUUCCGUCUACGUCCCCAUGUGUACAGAGAAGAUCGACAUCCCGAUCGGACCAUGCGGGGGCAUGUGCCUUUCCGUCAAACGGAGAUGUGAGCCAGUCCUGAAAGAAUUUGGCUUCUCCUGGCCGGAGAGCUUGAACUGCAGCAAGUUCCCACCUCAGAAUGACCACAACCACAUGUGCAUGGAAGGCCCCGGCGAUGAGGAAGUGCCGCUCCACAGCAAAGCCCCCUUGCACCCGGGCGAAGAGUGCCAUGGCCUCGGCUCGAACUCGGAGCAAUACAUUUGGGUCAAGCGCAGCCUCAGCUGCAUCCUGAAGUGCGGCUACGAUGCCGGCCUCUACAGCCGGUCAGCCAAAGCGUUCACAGAUAUCUGGAUGGCUGUGUGGGCCAGCCUCUGCUUCAUAUCCACUGCCUUCACCGUCCUGACCUUUCUGAUCGACUCCUCUCGGUUUUCCUACCCCGAGCGCCCCAUUAUAUUUCUGAGCAUGUGCUACAAUAUUUAUAGCAUUGCUUAUAUUGUCCGGCUGACCGUGGGCCGGGAAAGGAUAUCCUGUGAUUUUGAAGAGGCGGCAGAACCUGUCCUCAUCCAAGAGGGCCUCAAGAACACCGGAUGUGCUAUAAUUUUCUUGCUGAUGUAUUUUUUCGGGAUGGCGAGCUCCAUCUGGUGGGUGAUCUUGACGCUGACGUGGUUUCUGGCAGCUGGACUCAAAUGGGGCCACGAGGCCAUUGAGAUGCACAGCUCCUAUUUCCACAUCGCCGCCUGGGCGAUCCCAGCAGUCAAGACCAUCGUCAUCUUGAUCAUGAGGCUGGUGGAUGCAGAUGAGCUGACCGGGUUGUGCUACGUCGGCAAUCAGAACCUGGACGCCCUGACGGGCUUUGUGGUGGCUCCUCUUUUCACUUACUUGGUGAUCGGCACCUUGUUCAUCGCCGCCGGCUUGGUGGCCUUGUUUAAAAUCCGGUCCAACCUUCAAAAGGAUGGGACCAAAACGGACAAGUUGGAGAGGCUGAUGGUGAAGAUUGGGGUCUUCUCGGUGCUCUACACCGUCCCGGCCACCUGCGUCAUCGCUUGCUAUUUCUACGAAAUCUCCAACUGGACAAUCUUCCGCUACUCCGCCGAUGAUUCCAACAUGGCCGUGGAGAUGCUGAAGAUCUUCAUGUGCCUGCUGGUGGGCAUCACGUCGGGCAUGUGGAUCUGGUCUGCCAAAACAUUGCACACGUGGCAGAAGUGCUCCAACCGGCUGGUGAACUCGGGAAGGGUAAAGCGUGGGGAGAAAAGAGUGGAUGGCUGGGGGAAGCCCGGGAAAGGGAACGAGACCGUGGUAUAAACAAAGACUAGGCAAAGCUGUUGGUCAAGGUGUCUUUUUCUCUGUGUCUGAUCUGAGAUGAGUAGGUGGCGCUUGGAACACCAUGAUUGUCCAUUGUGCCUGGGGAAGGAACGGCGCAGAAUUAUUGUGUUUUUGCUGAAUGUGAGGAGAUUGGGUAGAGAAGGCCUGCAUGACAGGAAAUAAGUCCUUCUGCUACACCUAGCAGAACAGAACUUCUGCAGAAGAACCCGUAGAAGCCCCCGUUGGCUUCAAAAAGCUGUGAAAACACAACUCAGAACCUUUUGGACUUCUGAUGGAAAGCCGCGUCCUUGUGUCUCAAGGAGUUGUGGAACUUUGCACCUCCUAAUAACGCACAACGUGCCUUCUCUCCCUGUCUCCCUCCCUCCUCCUCACCCUCUUCCAGGUCAUAUUUUUAGCAGUGUCUCCUCAUGUCGUGAAGGAAAGAAUUCCGAGGGCAGAUUUCUCAGCUUCUGGGGACUUGGGAUCUCAUUACACUGAGGCCUGUCACUUGGAAGAGUCAGAAGCUUCCAUUCACUCUUGGUUCCAAAGCUAUAUUAGGACAAUUUAUUUAUUGAUGCUUCUGAGUAGGCCAAACGACAUUGCGGGAAGGGAUGUGCAAGCUACUGGAUGCUGCAGAGUUCUUCCAUGUGGAUAGAGAGUAAACCAAGGAGGUGGGAGAGGGUAAUGGUGGCUGUUGGAGCCUGUUUUUAGUCACAGAAAGUGAGAGGAUUUAAUAGACCUUCAGCUGAGGGUUAGCAACAUACUGUAAUGGUCCCAGUUGCACCCAGAAUUCUUCCUUUGAGUUGCUGGGAUAAAGAAAUCACAAAAUGGUGCCCUUGUGUUUUUUUCAGAAUACCGUAUUUUUCGCUCCAUAAGACGCACCUCUCCAUAAGAUGCACCAAAUUUU
Messenger RNA from Pogona vitticeps (central bearded dragon), 2575 nucleotides. The record is from RefSeq and is a predicted model, not a curated record. NCBI's taxonomy places the organism in Eukaryota, Metazoa, Chordata, Lepidosauria, Squamata, Agamidae.